AACGGACAGAUCGGCGCUGAAGCGAAACAAGAAACAUUCACGGAAGAGAAAUGGCUUUGAAUUGACAGUCGUGACAUUUGAUACUAGGUCUGAAUAAAUGAGUCCAUAAAGGCUGUCCCACGUGAAAAGAGCGGGCUGCAGGGUAACGCGAUGCCGCCCCUUUAAAACGCCGCCCGCUUGGACUGACACCAGUGCGGAUGCUGAAGUGCACCUGCUCCGUGUUAACACACCUGCUGGGGCUUCCUCUGACCCUCUCUCAUCUCAUCCUCAGCGUUAAAUGAAGCAGCUCGAAACAUUUUUAUACCUUUCAACUCGUGCGGAAGCAGCAAGGAAUUAACGAGGGUCUUAUUUAUUAGCCUACCCACGGCAGGCGUGCUCAGAAGGGGCUUUAUGAAAGUGCUGUUUCCGGUUUAUUCCGUCGUUCGGCUGGGGAAGCGGUAGUGUUUAAGGUAGGAACGAUGCCUGUGCAAAUUCCGGACGACGCGGAUUUCGCGUCUUUCAAGGAGCAGUGUGAAAGCCAUGAGGGCUGGAUACAGCGCUACAACAAGGCUGGUGUGACGGUGUGGUGCCGAGACGAGGAGACCAAAACAGUGCAAAAACUUAAGAUGAAUAUUGUGUGCAAGGAUGUCUGUGCAGAAACGCUGUAUGAUGUCUUACAUGACACAAGCUACCGGAAGAAAUGGGACACCAACAUGAUUGACACAUUUGAUAUUGCAAGACUGACGGUCAAUGCAGAUGUAGGAUAUUAUUCCUGGAAAUGCCCGAGUCCACUGAAGAACAGGGAUUUUGUCACCAUGCGUUCAUGGCUUCCUCUUGGCAAUGACUACUUGAUAAUCAACUACUCAGUCAAACACCCGCAAUACCCACCAAAGAAAGACUAUGUCAGAGCAGUGUCUUUACUCACCGGAUAUUUGAUCCAGUCUAAUGGAGCAAACUGCUGCACUCUUUACUACUUAACACAAGUAGAUCCGAGAGGUUCCUUACCUAAAUGGGUAGUGAAUAGAGUCUCUCAAUUUGUGGGACCAAAGGCCAUGAGGAAGAUCUACAAGGCGUGCCUGAAGUAUCCUGAGUGGAAACGGAAACAUGAUCCUAACCUGAAGCCGUGGAUGUACCCAGAGCAGAACACACUACCAUGCAUGAGCGUUUCAGAGCUCACUGUCCAGAGAGCAGAUUCGCUGGAGAACAUCGAUGAGAGUGGCUUGAAUGAAGAUAAGAUCCAGAACCACAGCGAAGAUGAGGAAACCUAAACCUUCAGACUCUGCUUUUUCAUGAGUGUGCAUGUAUGUGUGAGUGUGUGAGAAAGUCAGUGAGCAUUGAUUUACACCCAGUAGUUCUGCAGAGUAUGACUUACUCGUUUUCAGCUGCAUCUUAUGCAUGCUUUGCUAUGCAUUGCUGAUGACUAUAAUGGUGCUCCUUUCAAGGUUUUGACAUAUUAAUGAUUGUGAUUGUUUGCACUACCAAUCCCAGUUUAUUAGAAUUGCACAUAUCAUUAAUACAAGUUUGAGGAUUUUAUUCUAAAUGAGGUCUAUUAGACAUUUAUACAUGAACACAAACCAAUUGGCACAUUACUGCGGGUCAAUUUUAAAUCUUUGGGCUACAGUUGCGAUAUUUUUUCAGCCAUCUCUUCUGUGAGUGAGCAUUAGUUUUGUAGUGUGUUUUAUGGCUCCAUAAACUCCAGUCUUCUUUUCUGAUACUGCUCAAAUUAAUGUGAAUCGAAUGUCACGUUUCCAGUGUAGGUUUCGUCUGCACAUUUACAGUCACAUUUCCGGGACACCCUACCUGUGGGAAGUGAGAGUUCUCCAGAACUCUGUGGUUUGUUACAGGGAUUUUCACUUCCAUAAUAUUUACCUAUGCAUCAAUAAGAUCUCAGGAUUUGUUAAAAAAACAAAACAGUGCUGUCUACCUUUCUCAGAUAUACAUUGUGUGCUUCUCUGGUCACUUUUACCGAUUCAUUUAUGAAUAAAUAUCUUUAUCUUGUAAUUUGGGAAUGAUUUUAUGCAUCCAUGUAUUUGUUCUGUGUUAUUCUCAUAUUAGAUUGAAGCAUGCAUGCUUUCUGUAAGGCUCUGACAUCAAGAGUCAAGCAUGCAUAUACAAAAUCUUUAUUUAUUUCAUUAACAUGUAAUAUGUUGCAUGUACCAUUUAUAUCCAUUUUCUGGCUGAGCCUUUUAAAAGUUGUUGUGUUGUUUGGAACUAGUGUUGCAGUCUGGUCCAGACUCUUUAGACUCUUGGGGGAAAAAAAAACAACGACUUUUAAUUACUAUUUGAUGACAAAGCAUGACAAAGAAUGUUUUUGACACUGUCUAGUACUUUGAAAUGAGUGUGAAGUGUUAACACAAAGAGAAUUUGCUUUUCUUUUCUCCUCCAUUUGGCAAGAAAGAGAGGUCUGUGCCUGCCUCCACUCUUUUCCAUCCAAAAGCCUACAGCUGGCCACCACUCCUCAAACUCUCCAUUGUCUCCGACACUUCCUGCUUCCCAUUUGGAGCAGUUCCUGCCUGCAUCAGUCAGAUUGUUCUGCAGGGAAGGAAACUGCUCAAGUCAGGCCUCUCUGGUUUCAAACAGCACACACUGGUUACUUUUGCAAGAUUUCUGGGUUUCUUCACAUCCUAUUUGCAAAAGUUCUAUUUUCUUAAAUAACGUGUAUUUCCUAUGACUGUGAUGUAAUGCAAUGUUUCUCAUUGUUGGCAUCUGAUCAAAUUAGCGACAUUUGUGGACGGAUUCAUACGAAAUUUAUACACAGUACAUUUUCAAAUUAUUUGGUACAUUUAAGCUAUGUGUUUUUGUGUGAUUGUCAGUUUUACCAAAGAAUAUAACUUCCAUACUACAGACUGUA
Hemibagrus wyckioides is the source of this 2830-nucleotide messenger RNA. RefSeq names its product StAR-related lipid transfer (START) domain containing 15 (gene stard15). The record is from RefSeq and is a predicted model, not a curated record. Gene Ontology annotation, molecular function: lipid binding. The transcript is spliced from 6 exons. Bases 459 to 1247 code for a protein of 262 amino acids. Lineage: Eukaryota; Metazoa; Chordata; Actinopteri; Siluriformes; Bagridae.